UUAAAUUACAUAAAGACGCUUAGGCAAGCACGGAAGUGGUACCUUGGACGAUUUUUCUAUUGAUUUCAAGUCGUACUCGGUAAAUACUGAAUUUUGACCAGUAUCAGCUGUUUGUAAUCUUCUAUAGCGUCUAUUUUAACGUUUUAACGUGUAACCUAUAUUUAAAAGCGUAGAAAGUAAAAAUUUAUUUAAAAAAGUUUCAAAAUGACAGGUUUAGACAAGGUUUUUAUUGGCAAAAUUGUUAAUAGUCUUUCUGGCUUGAAAGUGGAAGUGUUUGAAAGAGGGUAUGUGACAGUUAGGGGAAGACAGAUCAUCGAUAUAGGCAACCUAGCAGACAAGUGUGAAUGUCUGGAUAAGAAAUUUGGCAAUGUCGAAAGAAUCCAGCUAAAAAACAGUCAGAUUUUGAUCCCAGGUUUCGUGGAUACCCAUAUCCACGCUCCUCAGUAUCCGAAUUGCGGCCUUGGAUACGACAAAACUCUGUUGGAUUGGUUGGACGCGUACACAUAUAAACUGGAGAGGGUAUACAGGGAUUCUAAGUUUUCUAAAGACGUUUUUGACAAAGUCGUUAAAAAAUGUCUGGAUCAUGGUACAACCACCGCAUGUUAUUAUGGACCGUUAUUUAAUAGUGCAAACGUCAUAUUGACAGACUCAGUAGAGAAAUAUGGUCAGAGGGCGCUGAUUGGGAAGGUUACUAUGACACAAUCUCCGUAUCCAGAUUAUGUUGAAGGUGAAGAGGAAUUUAUGAAAAAUAUAACAGAGUUUGUACGACAUGUUUUGUCUAGACAGAAUGACCUAAUUCAACCUAUAAUCACACCCAGGUUUGCCUUGAGUCUCAAUUCAUCUCAAAUGAGACAACUGGGUGAUCUUGCUGAAUCUCAAAAUCUCCAUAUUCAGACUCACAUAGCAGAGAAUAAGGACGAAAUUCGCAUGGUGCAAGAGACUUACAACAAACCCUACGCUAGAGUCUAUGACGACGCCAAACUUCUAACUAAUAAGACAGUUCUGGCACACGGGAUCUACCUGACCGACGAAGACUUAGAUCUAAUUGCUGAGAGAAAUACGGGCAUCUCCCACUGUCCAGAUUCCAACACAUGUCUCAAAUCUGGACUGUGCGACGUCAAAAGACUGUUAGAACGAGGCAUCAAAGUUGGCCUGGGUUCAGACGUAUCAGGAGGGCCUGUCCCAUCAAUAAGACAAGCGAUGAAGUCAGCUUUGGAUACGUCAGUCCAUCUGUCGUUUAUUAAAGAUAAUUAUGAACCUCUAACUUACGAUCAAGUAUUUUGUUUGGCUACCAUAGGCGGUGCUGAAGUACUUCACAUGCAGGAAAAAAUUGGAAAUUUUGCUGUUAACAAAGAGUUUGAUGCUCUGAUCGUUGAUGUUGAUGUUGAGAGUUGUCAGGUUGAUGACGUAUUAGACCGCACGCCACUGGAGAUACUUCAAAAGUUUGUUUAUUGCGGGGAUGACAGGAAUGUGGUCGGUAUUUAUGUGGCUGGUCGCAAGAAAGAAAUAAAAAAUGUAAUACAUAGGCAGACAACAGAUAGAUAUAUAGUUAUAUAAUACACGAAGCACAUCCAGCAAAACUUGAGAAUAACGCAGUUAGUUGAAAAUAAGUAUGUAUUUAAAUAGUAAUAAUUAAGGAAAACAAACCAUUCCUUUGAAUGUUUAUCUCAUGGUUCAUUCUAAUGCUUACAAAGGAUUCUGGGCUAUAAUAAAGAGCAAUUUUCGUAGAAGAAAGCAACAGUAUCUUUUAAAGACGAAUGAAGUUAUGUAGGAAGUCUGUUGUACUUUAAUAGAACUUUGUCAGGAUCAUAAGUCAGGAUCAGUCAAUAGUCAAUCAUUGGUUCCGUUUAAGGUAAAAGGAUAGAUACAAAAUUGGAGUCAUUUUCUAUGGACACAAGGAAGAAGGCAAAAUGCUACAUAAUAUGUUCACGAAAUUCACUGAAAUCAUCCAGGAAUUAUUUGUAUUUGCAAAUAGAAUGAUGGACCAUCAAACAGGACUCCAUAAUUAUUGAAGGUGGUCUAAUGAAUUUGUUCAUGGAAUAAGAAACAGACAAAGGACAAUGAUUGGCUAAGGAUAUACAUUCAAGCAGCAGAAGAUAGAGUUCAAACAGCCAUAGUUAUAACUAAAGGACUCCAUAAUGAUUCAAGGUUGUCUAAUGAAUUUGUUUAUGGAAUAAGAAACAGAUAAAGGACAAUGAUUGGAUAAGGAUAUUUAUUCAAACAGCAGAAGAUAUAGUUCAAGCAGUCAUAGUUGAACUAACUAAAGGUUUGGAUCUCCGGAACACAUUAUCUCGUAAGCUGACCAAAUGGACCCGAUCCUACAUUCCAACGACACUGCAAGAUACUCAUAACUACCAGCUGGUUUUUGUUUACUUUAAUAUAAUUUUGCAUAAAAUAUUUAGUAUUUUUAGAUGGCAUUAUAUUCAGCAUAAUUACAUUUAAAUAAAACUUACAGAUCUUUUAAA
Molecule: messenger RNA, 2465 nt
Organism: Sitophilus oryzae (rice weevil)
Lineage: Eukaryota; Metazoa; Arthropoda; Insecta; Coleoptera; Curculionidae
Product: guanine deaminase
Exons: 14
Coding region: 205-1557 (450 amino acids)
Biological process (GO): guanine metabolic process
Cellular component (GO): cytosol
Molecular function (GO): zinc ion binding; guanine deaminase activity
Source: RefSeq, a predicted model, not a curated record